Aegilops tauschii subsp. strangulata is the source of this 899-nucleotide messenger RNA. Its product is annotated as protein CHLORORESPIRATORY REDUCTION 41, chloroplastic. NCBI's taxonomy places the organism in Eukaryota, Viridiplantae, Streptophyta, Magnoliopsida, Poales, Poaceae. The record is from RefSeq and is a predicted model, not a curated record.
CGCGGCGACAGAGCGCAUUUGUAAGCUUAUCUCCAAACCUAUCUAUCACGUAAAAACGGCACAGCCAUUCGCUUCACCAUUUCCCACCACGCCUCAUCCGCCAUGGCCGCCUCCUUCCUCCGCCCUCUCCUCCCUCCCAAACCUUUCCUCUCCACCCCCAAACCACAAGUCCCUAUCGCCCCCAUCACCGCCGUACGCUGCACCGCGGCGCCCAAACCGACCACCUCCACCCCUAAGCCUGCCCAGCAAGAGGUAGAGGACAACCAGGAGCAAGAACCCACUCCCGACGAGGCCGACGCCAACCCCCACCGCAUCCCCGACGACGAGACCCCGCCGUCGGCGACUGCGACCACCUCCUUCUCGGUGGUCCGGCGCGUGCCGUCGGCCAUCUCGACGGACGGCCGCCUCCGCCGGACGGCGCUGACGCAGGAGGAGCCGCCCAACUACGAGAUCGGGUGGAAGCGCACCAAGAAUCUCCCCCUGGAGAAGCCCAAGGGGUGGGCCAUCGCCGACUUUCUGGAGAAGCUGGAGGGGCUGAUGGAGCGCGGGCGGUACGGGUCGGGCGCGCUGCUGGGCACGGUGGCGGGCGUGGUGACGGAGCGCGCCCGGGAGGAGGCGGAGAUCCUGAUGGCCGAGGGCGGCGUGGACGAGCGCGUGGCGACGGAGCUCUUCCGCGUGCUGCGGCUGGUGGAGAUGGACGUGGAGAUGGUCAAAGCCGCCGUCAAGGAGGAGACCGUCAAGGAGCGCGUCGAGACGGCGCGCGCGCGGUGCCGCCAGGCCAUCCUCGUCGCGCUCUCGCUGUGACCGUGCACGCGCGCUUAGGGACGGGUGUAAUCACGUCUAAGUAUACUGCUAGCACUUAAUGCGGUGCAUCCAUCCAACACGUAGAAAUUUUGUUA